AUGAUGAACAGUUUCUACAAAAAAAAAAAAAAAUCCUUCGAGUAUUGAUGGCAGUGCAGGCUGUGCUCCUGACAGCAACACCCGCCGCCAGGACCCUGUCGCUCCUGCAAGAAGAAGGAUCACUGGUCUCUCGACUGCAAGAAGGCGCUCGAGGACGGCAAAAAGCCCGACACCGCUGACUCGACCGUCGACUCGCAACACCAUGUCGGAUGUCUCGCCACCGGUCUUCUCGCUCAUCGUCGCCAGCUUCGCAACCACUCUUUUGUCGUCGACUCGGGCGCCACUUCGCACAUGGUCUCGGACAAGUCGCUGUUCACGACCUAUCGCCAUAUCGCUCCUACGAAGAUUGGUGGUAUUGCAGGGGGCAUCAACGCCAUCGGAACGGGAAACAUCGCCUUCAUUGCCGCCUCGGGUCAUCCGAUCACGCUUACCGGUGUGCUGCACACUCCGGGCCUGUUUGUCAAUCUUCUCUCGGUCUCUCGACUUUGCGACACCGACGAUGUCUGUGUCGCCUUCACGAAACACGGCAUCCACAUUGACAAGGACGGCAAUGACAUCGCUGAAGGCGCAAGACUCGACGAAGGGCUCUACUUGCUGGACGCUGAUCAUUCCAAAUGUCAGCACCUUGCUCUCCUUUCUUGCUCACAGUCAUCCGUGCCCCUGCUGACUCUCCACCGCUGCCUCGGCCAUCUCGCACCGUCCUCCAUACAGAAGAUGGUUGCCGCUGGUUUGCUGGAGGGUCUCAGGGCCGGAUAUAGUGACGAAGAGGUAGAGAAGUUUGUCUGCAAUGCUUGCCUCAGCGCAAAGGGCCAUCGUCUUCCCUUCCCCGAUUCGGAUUCGCACUCCCCAGAGAGACUCGGCCUUGUACACAGCGAUGUGCUUUCCUUCCCCGAGCGGUCCUUGACUGGCAAACGUUACCUGGUCACAUUCCUUGACGAUUACUCGCGUAAACUCUGGGCCUACGCAAUCGGACACAAAAGCGAAGUCUUCGGCAUAUUCAAAACUUGGCUAGCCGAGGUUGAACUCGAGACGGGUGCGACGCUGAAGGUCCUCCGAACCGACAACGGUGGCGAAUACUGUUCGAGAGCGUUCACAGAGUUCUGCAAGGCACGAGGCACCCGUCGACAAUACUCUAUCCCACGCACACCUCAACAGAACGGUCGUGCAGAGCGGGUCAAUCGUUCCAUUGUCGAAGGCGUCCUUGCCCUCCUUGUCGACGCCCACCUACCCAAGACAUUCUGGGAGGAGGCCGCAGCUUAUUUCGUUUACUGCAAGAACCUGUGUCAACACGCGGCCCUGGACAAGGCAACACCAAACUCCGUCUGGCAGGGUGACCACACCACUGCCUCGGCGCUUCACCCGUUCGGCUGUACAGCUUGGCUUACGGUCGCGCCCGAACUCCGCUCCAAACUCGACCCGAAGGCGGUUCGCGUUCUUUUCACCGGCUACGACCUGGCUUCAAAAGCCUUUCGCUUCUACGACACUACGACACAGAAGAUUAUACUUGGCAGAAAUGCCACGUUCCUCGACACUGAAUUCCCCGGUUUACAUGGCGACCCCACCGAGCAAGACGGCGACACGCACUUCGCCAGCGCUCCCACCACCGAAUCUCAAGCCGUUGUCAAGACAUGGACCCCACUAGUAAGGUCGGCGCACAUGGACGUCUCAUCCCCCCUUGAUGAUUCUACCAUGAGCGCCGUUGACGUGGCCCCAGGGUACACUGGCGGAACCUUACUUAACUUCACAGAUGCCGAAUCGUCCUCGUCACCGUCGCCCGUGCCGUCCUCGUCACCGUCGCCUGCGCCAUCACCUGCACUUUCACCGUCGUCGGCUGCGUCAUCGUCACCCUCGGCCUUACCGACCGACUCUGAAGACUCCGCCGAUCCCCUCGACCUCCUCGGCUCACAGCCCCAGGUUCGCCUCGAUCUACAGGACGUGCACCGCCCAGACUUCAGCACGUACCGCGAGCCCACAUCGGCUGAGGAGUCGCCCGACGAACUCGACCUCAUUGGGUGCCACUCUCGCAACGAAUCUCCGGACGAAAUCGAUUUCCUCACCCGACACCACCGCGCCUUCAUCGCCACCGACGAUGACACCUCUGACACAGAGGCAAUUCAGCCAGUCAAGUCCAUCACGAGCGACCCACAGACCUGGCGCGAGGCGAUGUCUAGCGACAAGCGUGAAGUAUGGGCCAAAGCCGCCACCGACGAGUUCACCUCCAUGCGCGACGACUUCAAGGUCUUCACCAUCGAGGACCGAGCCACGGUGCCCGCGGGUGCGACUAUCGUUACAUCCAAGUUCGUCUGGAAAACGAAACGGAACGCACUCGGCGAAGUCACUGGACACAAGGCAAGGCUGGUCGCGCAAGGCAAUCGGCAACGCGACGGCAUCGACUUCAACGAAACGUUCGCACCGGUCGCACGCUUCUCCUCCAUACGCUCACUCCUCGCGCUGGCGGCCGCCAACGGCUUGCACGUGCACCAGGCGGACAUCGACAAAGCAUAUCUGCAUGGCGACCUUGACCACGACAUCUGGAUGACGGCACCGCGCGGCUUCGACCUUCCCAGCGACAAGGUGCUUCGCUUGCGACGCUCCAUCUACGGGCUCAAACAGGCUGGUCGAAUCUGGAAUCGACACAUCGACGCUUCGCUUCGGGCCCUUGGUUACACGGCGACGGGCACCGACCACUGCGUAUACUCUCGCCUCGAUGAUCGUCAACGUCCACACUACAUCGCACUGUACGUCGACGACCUCCUGAUGAUCAGCCCGGACCUGGCCGAAAUCGAACGUGUCAUCUCAGGCCUGGAACAACGCUACGGAGUCAAGCGCCUCGGCCCGGCAGAGUAUAUCCUCGGCAUCCAGAUCAGGCGGCUCGACGACGGCUCUAUCGCCCUAUCCCAGGAACGGUACAUCAUGGACGUGCUCGCUCGGUUCCAUUUCGACACCACGACUCGUGGCACUACAGUUCCGAUGACUCCCGGCCUUUCGCUCACAGCUAUCCCGGGUCAAGGCACCGAACGGAUCAGGUCAUGGUAUCUGCAGGCUAUCGGCUCGCUCCUCUACAUUUCGCUCGGCACCCGCCCUGACAUCGCCUUCGCCGUGUCCUACCUGGCCCGCUUCGCCAACAACCCCGGUCGUCGUCAUUGGAUCGCGGUCAAGCACAUCCUACGCUAUCUCCGGGCCACGUAUCGCAACGAACUCGUGUAUGCUCGCGGCCAGGCUCGCAUCACGGGUGUGGUAGGCUACUCCGACGCGAACUGGGGGGCCUGCAUCGACACAUCGGUGUCCACCAUGGGCUACGUCUUCUACAUCGCUGGCUUGGCUGUGUCCUGGUCGUCCAAACGCCAGUCUCGAGUUGCCGAUUCGACCACUGACGCUGAAUACCUCGCCCUCUCGCAUGCUGGCAAGGAAGGGAUUUACCUCAGUCAGCUGCUCGAAGAGCUCCAUGUCCAACCUGUUGCACCGGCUCACAUCUUUACUGACAACGAAGCCGCUGCUGCAGUUGCUCACGAUCCUGUCCGCGUCUCUGGCACUCGGCACAUACGCUUGCGCGAGCACUUUGUUCGGGACAUGGUGAAUCGGGGCGACAUCUCUCUCUCGCAUGUGGGUACCAGCGACAUGGUGGCCGACAUCUUCACCAAGGCUCUCGGCCCAAAGGUCUUCUCAACGCACUGCUACGCCCUCGGCCUUCGCACUCGACACCCGCGGCUUGGGUCUGCCUCGCAUUCGCGUGGGGGGGGGUGUGAAGAGUCCACUCUCAGCUCGACAGGGGCACCUCGGUCGUUGCGCGCACUUGCUAGCCCGCCCCCGGCGGUGGGGACUUAGGCGCGCCGGCAAUUUCACCCGCGGCUGACUUAGGGAUGUACAUUGUCACGCGCCUGGGCCUAUCCCAGCGUGGCCCCCCUUUCUGUUUCUUAGCUUCCUUCUCAUCACUUCUGUUCGACUCUCAACCUCUCCUGACAGUAGUGGUGAUCGUCUCAUACAGCUGACUAUGGGGCUUCCCCUUUUGCGGGGUCGUGGGAGAACGACCUCGAAAUGGAUGUGGGUUUGGCUGGCCUGCGCGAUCGGCUUCCAGCGGCUGCACCUGCUCCGCUGGCGCGUUCAUCAGCGGUUCGAGCUGGACAACGUUGUGGCUCCUCCCUCGCUUCCCAGUGCGCUCAGAGCGUUCGAGCGAGAUUUUCUCUCUCGAGCGGGUUUUGUGCCUGGGGUUCGAGAUGUUGAAUUUCAUUCUACUACAAGCCUUCGAACACUUCAACCUCGCGCCACCAUUUGUCAGGCCUGCCCAUUUUCUCGCCUCGAGCGCCCUUUCGCCUCGGCGCAUUCUCGCCUCGGGCGCCUUUCGCCUUCGCAGCUAAGCCGCCCCCUUUUCUCCGCCUCCGCGCAUGCCUGCUCAACUCACGCUCGCGCGCCACCGCCUCCACGCCGGGACUUAGUCAGCCUGCACUCUCCAGCUUUGCCAAGCCAACACCUCCGCCUCGCCACAGCCAAUUUGCCACCGCCGACCUCAUGAUCCAUCGGCCAUUCAGAACAUCGCCCAUUCAUGAUGCCCAUCGUUUGCAACCUGGAACUUGUCGUUACGGAUCACCUCACUGA
Messenger RNA from Microbotryum saponariae, 4593 nucleotides. NCBI's taxonomy places the organism in Eukaryota, Fungi, Basidiomycota, Microbotryomycetes, Microbotryales, Microbotryaceae. The record is from the annotation of a GenBank genome assembly.